Molecule: messenger RNA, 1615 nt
Organism: Solanum tuberosum (potato)
Lineage: Eukaryota; Viridiplantae; Streptophyta; Magnoliopsida; Solanales; Solanaceae
Product: putative arginine/serine-rich protein
Exons: 12
Coding region: 110-1342 (410 amino acids)
Biological process (GO): mRNA splicing, via spliceosome
Cellular component (GO): nucleoplasm; cytoplasm; ASAP complex
Molecular function (GO): RNA binding
Source: RefSeq, a predicted model, not a curated record
UUAUUUUUCGGGGCUAGAAGCUGAUAACCUUUUUGCCCAAAUGUACUCCAUCGACAGCUCUCUCUGUUGUUAGGGUUUAUCACUGGGGUUUCGGAGUAAGCUGUUGCCAAUGGCGAAACCAGGUCGAGGCCGUGCGGUUUCACCUUCAGGCUCGUCUUCUCGUUCUCGUUCCCGGUCUCGCUCUUACACUCCUUCAAACUCUCGCUCCUCAAGUUCUCGAUCUAGAUCCCGCUCCAGAUCAAUUUCUUCAUCUUCCUCUGCUUCCCGCAGUGCAAGUUCUCGCAGCCCUAGUCGUCUCCCUCCUUCUCAGCGAAAAAGCCCUGCUGGAGUAUCUAAGCGAGGCCGCUCGCCGCCACCACCACCAGAGUCUAAGAAAGCUUCUCCACCUCCAAGGAAAGUAUCUCCUAUACCUGAGUCACGUGUGAUUCAUGUGGAUCAGCUCAGCAGGAAUGUCAAUGAAAACCAUUUGAAAGAAAUAUUUGGUAAUUUUGGUGAAAUUCUGCAUGUGCAGUUGGCCAUUGAUCAUGUUGUUAAUCUUCCCAAAGGGUUUGCUUAUGUUGAGUUCAAGACUAGAAUUGAUGCUGAGAAAGCCCAACUACACAUGGAUGGUGCACAGAUUGAUGGGAAAGUAGUUCAUGCCAGGUUUACCCUGCCUGAACGAAAGAAGGCUGCCUCACCUCCAAGGGCUGUUGCAACUUCCUCAAGAAGAGAUGCUCCAAGAACUGAUAAUGCCCCUGUUGAUGUGGAGAAAGAUGGACCAAAACGGCAACAAGACUCAUCUCCUCGUCGAAAACCUGCCUCUCCACCUCGGAGGUCUCCUAUAGGACGAAGAGGAUCUCCUAGACGUGGGCCAGAUUCUCCAGUUCGCCGUCGAGCAAAUUCUCCUUUUAGGCGCGGCAGUCCACCUCCCCAAAGGAGGAGGCCUGCAUCUCCCAUGAGACGCCGUUCACCAUCACCUCCACUAAGACGUCAUCGGACACCUCCUAGCAGGGGCUCUCCCAGAAGAAUUCGUGGCAGUCCUGUACGAAGACGUUCUCCCCUUCCACCAAGGCGACGUUCUCCACGACGUGCUAGAAGUCCACCCAGAAGAUCUCCGAUUGGUCGUCGGUCUAGCCGUUCUCCUAUUAGAAGGCCUAUCCGGUCACGAUCAAGAUCCAUCUCUCCUAGGCGGGGAAAGGGUCCAGCUGCAAGACGUGGGAGGUCAUCAUCCUACUCUUCUUCUCCCAGUCCUCGCAAGGGACCCCGCAAGAUUUCAAAGAGUCGCAGUCCUAAGAGAAGGCCUUUAAGAGGGAGGAGCCCUAGCAACAGUAACAGCAGCAGUUCGCCGCCUCGCAAGCCCUAGGUUUGUUGCUCUUGCAAGGAAUCCGCGACAUGGACGCUCCUUAACGGAUGAGCUUUGUAAUCUUAAUUCUGCUGGAGAAAGGAGUCCAUUAGGACACCCUGCACCUCACUUGAUUGCUUCAUUUGAACGUAUGAAUGUGAAUGCUUUUAAUGAUUGUAUACUGAUGUCCAAAUUCACAUUAUUUUGGUUAAUUGCAUUGCUGUGCCUCAGAUAUCUUCCAACGACAGUAAACAUAUUAGUUGAAAAAGUGGGAAGAGAAACAUCAGAAAAUGA